This is a messenger RNA of Haliotis rubra (blacklip abalone), 1941 nucleotides long. RefSeq names its product glucose dehydrogenase [FAD, quinone]-like. The transcript is spliced from 11 exons. Lineage: Eukaryota; Metazoa; Mollusca; Gastropoda; Lepetellida; Haliotidae. Gene Ontology annotation, molecular function: flavin adenine dinucleotide binding; oxidoreductase activity, acting on CH-OH group of donors. The coding region runs from base 4 to 1773 and encodes 589 amino acids. The record is from RefSeq and is a predicted model, not a curated record.
ACAAUGGCCUCAUUCUCUGCAAUAGUGAACAUUGUUCUGGUCGUUGUCAUCGCUAUUGGGAUCCAUCUCUCCGUUCACCCCGAUCCUGACUCACAGAUUCUGUCCCCCGAACUGAACGCCACGUAUGACUAUAUCAUAGUUGGGGCAGGAUCUGCUGGGUCUGUUCUUGCGUCCCGUCUGUCCGAAGAUGGUCACGUGACUGUCCUGCUGAUCGAAGCUGGUGGCGAUGACCGGAACCAGAAGACGAUGGAUGUCCCUUUAUUGGCGCCACUAAACCAGCAGGGGAUAUUCGACUGGGCAUAUAGGACUGAGCCUCAGGAACACGCUUUGAUGGGACUAACAGAACAGAGGGCCAUUUGGCCCCGUGGUCGAGUCCUUGGGGGAACCAGCCAGUUGAACUACAUGGUGUAUGUCAGAGGUAACCGCCAUGACUACGACGGUUGGGCAGCCACCGGCUGUGAAGGAUGGAGCUAUAAAGAUGUUCUUCCAUAUUUCAAGAAGUCAGAGGACAUUCAAAUACCCAACUUGACAAAAUCAGACUACCACGGCCAUGAAGGUCCGCUGACUGUGACUGGGGUCUCCUCAAUACCCCUCUCUGACCACAUCAUCAAGGCGGGAGUUGAGAUUGGCUACAAUGAGACAGACAGUAAUGGAGAAAGUCAAGAAGGAUUUAGCAGAGUGCAGGCAACAAUCAAGAACGGAGAACGUGUCAGUACAUCCAAGGCGUUCCUGUGGCCAGUCAUAGACAGACCCAACCUGCAUGUCCUGGCCAACAGUCACGUCACAAAGGUAAUGAUAUACCAGAAGAAAGCGGUUGGUGUUGAGUACGUCAAAGAUGGCCGUCUGUACCGAGUGCGCGCAUCAAGGGAGGUAAUCCUGUCAGCUGGCGUGGUUGGGUCGCCACAGUUGCUGAUGUUGUCUGGGAUAGGACCGAAGAAACAUUUGGAGGAGAUGAAGAUACCGGUCCACGCUAAUCUACCGGUGGGUGAAAGGCUAGAGGAUCACAUGAAUCUACCGAUGGAAUCGACAAUCAAGACUCCAAUAUCUCUUACAGAAAGGAAAAUUGAAUCACUUGGGGCAAUGGUCGAAUAUAUGACACUGCGAUCAGGUUAUCUAGCCAAUGCUGGUUCGGAAACAAUGGCGUUUGCAAAGACGAAAUCCGACGAGCCAAGUCCUGAUGUACAAUUGCUCUACCUGUGCUUCUCCAUGAGUAGAUCAAUUGCACGGGCCUUGAACAUUGACAGUAAAGUAGUUGACUAUUACAACUGGACAUCAGUAGAAGGUUUCCUCACAAUGCCGGUUCUGCUCCGACCUAAGAGCAAGGGAACAAUCCGCCUAAGAAGCACCAACCCCUUCGAGCAUCCUGUCAUCAACCCUAACUACCUGUCUCAUCCAGAUGAUGUCAAGACUCUGGUUAGAGGAAUUCGGCUGAACCAGAAACUUCAUCAGACAAAGACAUUUAAUGAAAUCGGAACCAAACUUGAUGACCGACCCUUCCCGACAUGCACCACUAUGCAGUACGACACUGAUGAAUACUGGGAGUGUUACAUCCGGGCAAUGGCGACAACAGGCAACCAUCAAACCGGCACCUGCAGAAUGGGGAAAACAAGUGACCCCACCACAGUAGUGGACCCAAGCUUAAGAGUAAAGGGAGUUGCUGGACUGCGAGUCGUGGACGCCUCCAUCAUGCCAAGUUCUGUGUCAGGGAACACACAAGCCCCCAUCAUCAUGAUUGCAGAGAAGGCGGCGGACAUUAUCAAGUCAGAUGUGUAGAAGACACACACAGCUCAGUAAGGGGACCGGUCAAUAGGAAAAUAUUCAAUGGGCAUGUCGCCACACAAGUGCUCCGAGGGGGUAGCUUAGUGGUUAAAGCGUUCGCUCGUCACGCCGAAGACCCGCGUUUUAAUCCCCACAUGGGUACAAUGUGUGAAGCCAUUUCUG